This is a messenger RNA of Xenopus tropicalis (tropical clawed frog), 3629 nucleotides long. It is a transcript of the gene zbtb44, whose product is annotated as zinc finger and BTB domain containing 44. Lineage: Eukaryota; Metazoa; Chordata; Amphibia; Anura; Pipidae. The coding region runs from base 322 to 2166 and encodes 614 amino acids. Gene Ontology annotation, cellular component: nucleus. The transcript has 6 exons. The record is from RefSeq and is a predicted model, not a curated record.
GUCGCCAGACAGUCACCGCCCUUCUUCACGUCACACAACGCCACCCCCCUCUGAGCGCGUUGCAUUGUGGGACACAAACAAACUGAUGAGCUCUACUCCCCUCGUCCCCCACCAUUGAGAAGUGGAAUAUUCCAAGCGCUUGGGCCUGUGCGCUAGGUUUCGUGGGCACACGCAGUCGAAAACGCUGGGGACGGCGUGCACCAAAUGCCCAAACAACAGGGGGAAGGAAAUCGAUGAGCAAGAAAGGAGGUCGCAACAAGGAGGUGCAAGACUGAGUGCUGCUGUAUUCUGUUUUGAAAAGUGAUUCAGCUGCAAGUCAGAAUGGGUGUGAAGACAUUUACUCACAAUUCUCCUGGACACAGCCAAGAAAUGCUGGGAAAGCUGAACAUGUUGCGUAAUGAUGGACAUUUUUGUGACAUCACUAUUCGUGUGCAGGAUAAAAUCUUUCGUGCACACAAAGUGGUCUUGGCAGCAUGUAGUGAGUUUUUCCGAACCAAGCUUGUUGGUCAGGCAGAGGACAGUAGCCAGUGUGUUCUUGACUUGCAUCAUGUCACUGUAACAGGCUUUACCCCACUCUUGGAAUAUGCGUACACUGCAACAUUAUCUAUCAAUACCGAAAAUAUUAUUGAUGUAUUAGCUGCUGCAAGUUACAUGCAGAUGUUCAGUGUUGCAAGCACAUGUUCAGAGUUCAUGAAGUCCAGUAUUUUAUGGAACACACAACAAGAAAAGAUUCUUGACACAGGACAGGAAAACCCUGUUAACUGCAAUAAUUUUAGGGAUGGUAGCCUUUCACCUGUCUCUUCAGAAUGCAGUGUUGUGGAGAGAACAAUUCCCAUCUGUCGAGAAUCCAGACGCAAGCGAAAAAGUUACAUUGUUAUGUCACCUGAAAGUCCACUGAAAUGCAAUACACAAACAAGCUCUCCACAAGUUUUAAACCCUACACCUUCCUAUGCAGAGGCAAGGAAUCAAUCAGUAGACUCUUCGCAUGCUUUUCCUUGGACUUUCCCCUUUGGCAUUGAUCGAAGGAUACAGUCUGAAAAAGUAAAGCAAAUUGAGUCCAGAACAUUGGAACUACCUGGACCAUCUGAAGUUGCUAGGAGGGUAACAGAUUAUGUUGCCUGCGAAAGCACUAAAGUAAGUUCUCCCUUGGUAAUGGAGGAUGAUGUUAGAGUCAAAGUUGAAAGGUUAAGUGAUGAAGAGGUGCAUGAAGAGGUGUCUCAGCCUGUGAGUGCAUCUCAAAGCUCGAUGAGUGACCAGCAGACUGUCCCUGGAAGUGAGCAAGUUCAGGAGGACUUGUUAAUCAGCCCACAGUCGUCUUCCAUAGGUUCUAUUGAUGAAGGUGUCAGUGAGGGGCUGCCCACACUCCAGAGUACCGCCAGCACCAGUGUUCAUGCAGAUGACGAUGACAGAUUGGAAAAUGUUCAGUAUCCUUACCAGCUAUACUUGGCUCCUACCACAAGCAGCACGGAACGCCCUAGCCCAAAUGGUCCAGAUAGACCUUUUCAGUGCCCCACCUGCGGUGUACGCUUUACACGGAUUCAGAAUUUGAAGCAGCACAUGCUCAUACAUUCUGGAAUUAAACCAUUUCAGUGUGACCGCUGCGGGAAAAAAUUCACUCGGGCUUACUCCCUAAAGAUGCAUCGGCUGAAACACGAAGGUAAACGCUGUUUCCGGUGCCAGAUAUGUAGUGCAACAUUCACUUCCUUCGGGGAAUACAAACACCACAUGAGGGUUUCCCGGCACAUUAUCCGCAAGCCUCGGAUAUACGAGUGCAAAACAUGUGGCGCCAUGUUCACCAACUCUGGAAAUUUAAUCGUGCACCUGAGGAGCCUGAACCACGAAGCGUCAGAGCUAGCAAACUACUUCCAGAGCAGCGAUUUCCUAGUGCCGGAUUAUUUGAGCCAGGAGCAGGAAGAGGCCCUUGGGCAGUAUGAGCUGGCAGAACAUGCCUUUGAAAGCAACUCCUCUGUCCAAAUGCCCGUUAUCUCCCAGGUUUCCUCAACACAGAACUGUGAAAGCACUUUUCCCCUGGGAUCUGUGGGAGGGUUUGCAGAGAAAGAAGAGGAUGAAGAUGAAAUGGCAGAGCCUUCAAAGCCCAGCCCAGCUGAGGAAACAAACAUUGAAGAUCCACCAAAGACAGAGGUGGCUUCAGUUGCUGUUGAAUAGCUAACAACUGACCCACAAUAUCUUCCUUGCACCCUGACUUAAUUUUAGCUUUUUUUUUUUUUUUUUUUUUCUUUUGUAUUGGUUUUUGCUUGUUUGUUGUUUUUUCCUCUGCUUUCUUUGGAAAUUACCUGUGUUUGGUCAAUUUAUUAUUUACUUUAUAUAUUUUGGAGGAAACAAAUAUAAGCAACUGGGGACGCUGGCAUACUACAUACCCUCUUUUCAUCUCAUUUAAUUUCAAUAGCGCUAACAUUAGUUGAAAACUACAAAUAUAUUACGCUUAAUCGAAUCUCCAGUAGGGCUUAUGGCAGAUAGACACUAAUUCUGCUUGAAAAUGUCACAGAAUAGGUAAUUUUAACAGUUAACAUACUGUUUAAUGGUUCAGUAAUUGUAUUUUCCCCUGUUUUUGCUCCAUACAUGGUAAUGUUCUUUGUACACAAAUAUUACAGCUAUAUAGUUUCCUUAUUUUAAUACCUUGUCUACUGAAGGUUCCUGCAAAGGAAGAGGUGAAUUAUAUAUUAAUGUGAAUUGGUUUCCAGUACAGUAAAAAUAUAUACCUGUAUUACUGCUUUUGUGUAAGUACCGUGCUGGAGAGCUGUAUUAACCAAGGCAUUUCCAAUAACUGACACGCCAUUUAAGGGUGUGAAUGUUAUUAUGGGAUGAACAAGGCAUCUAUAAAGGUGAAAGAACGGUUGCAGGUUUUGGAGUACAUGUGCUGCACAUUAGAGGAGUUGAAUACGUUUUUUUUUUUUUUAAACUGCUAUUUAGUUUAUCCCUUUUACUGCAACGCUGGGUAUUUUUUAAUUACUACAUAGGAAGCGUGAUGUUUUAAAGUGAAAGUUUUAAACUGAUUGAAGUGUUUUUUACUUUUAAUUUUGUGGUCCAUGGUGGCCUUAAUACUCUAUUUAGAGCUUGUAGAGGUUUUGGUACUGAGGUUAUUUAUUACCUCUGGCAUUAUUUUAUUCAGUUUUAACAGUUGGCUUCCAUAUGGUUUAAUGGUUGGAAUUUUAUGACCAAACAUUUUCACCAGCAACAAGAAGUAUAUUGAUAAUACCCUUAAUACUACUAUUUUAAUACAGUCUUUUCUUUUAUCCUGUACCGUCUACCUAUGGUAAAUUGUGCCAUGCUUCAUAAAGACAGUGAAUUUGCUCACGUUCAGAAUGUUGACAGCGGCUUUCUUAUAUCAUGUAAAUGCAUCAAGCACAAGGCACUUGUCAAAUAAUGGCCUGGUACUAAUCUGUUCAAAAUUUUAUACAGUGAAUAUGUUAACAACCAACAUGAAAUCUCAGUAACAAAAUACAAAGCAGCUGCUAUUCCUGUAGAGUAAAACUAAUAUUGUUAGUUUAUCUGUAAGGACUACAUAUAAAAUGUUACCAUCAAAACAACAUCUUGUGUUAUAUUUGUUUGUUUUUGUGCCUUUAAAAACCAUGUAGCAUAGAGUAAAAUAUAUAGAUUUUUGAAAAGUU